Messenger RNA from Exophiala viscosa, 2085 nucleotides. RefSeq names its product CoA-transferase family III domain-containing protein. The record is from RefSeq and is a predicted model, not a curated record. Bases 103 to 1857 code for a protein of 584 amino acids. NCBI's taxonomy places the organism in Eukaryota, Fungi, Ascomycota, Eurotiomycetes, Chaetothyriales, Herpotrichiellaceae. Gene Ontology annotation, molecular function: catalytic activity. The transcript has 7 exons.
AGCCAAGUGACUGAGAAUGCCAACUCCCUAGUUGAACCGAGCAGCUCUGCGAAAGCUUACUCUGCAGUCUCCCUUCUUUCCUCCGCUUCAACCCAAGACAUCAUGGGGGUCGUCAAAGUCGCUGAUUACCAGGGGGAUGCCGAUUCAUACUCGGUUCCCGAGCAGACUCGGAAAGUCUUUGAAGAGGGCAUCCUUCGGAAUCCCCUGAAUGCGAACGACUUGCCCAGAGGUUACGAAGAGUACUCCCGAAAGAUUACCUUCAAGGGCUCUGACUUCCCCAGCCUUGCAAUCAAUUGGAGGUUUGCAGAGAGCAUCUCCGCCUUGAAAGGCUUGGAAGCUGUAUUCUUGAAUGCUCUUCUGGUCGAAAAAUAUGGCGUUGAACCACAAGAGAUUGUCGUUGAUACUGACCAUGCACAACUCUUCGCCAUGUCAUGUUUCUUUUGGACCAUUGACCCCCAUGGCGAGAAUACGAUCAGUGGGCAAACCCUUGGAAAGAAGGACUCUGCACAGCUCUACCCAUUGUUCAAGAAUUGCGACUAUCACGAUUGGUUGCAACCACUUCACCGCGGGCAAGCAACCAACAUUUUCAAAACAAAAGAUGGACGCUUCUUCCACAUCCAUGGGUCGUUGGAUCCCGUGCCGAUGCUGGAUUUCUUUGGCUUCCCCCACCACAAACCAGAAGUCAAGACAUUCGAGGAAGCCAUUGUUCCCUUUGCUGAAGCCGUGGCUCAGUAUGACAGCGAAGAGCUCGAGAAAAAGGUCAGCAAGGAAGUCAAAGCCGCCGGGACUAUCUGUUGGACACCUGAUGAGUACGCAAACAGUGAGCAUGGCAAGGCAAACGCGCAUGUCGGCCUGUACGAGAUCUAUGAGACGCCCAAUCCUGCACAAAAGCCAGUUUGGUGGCAUUCGACUCCGCAGACAGGAGUAGCGCGACCUCUGGCUGGCCUCAAGGUAGUUGACCUCACUCGGGUUAUUGCAGCACCGGCCGUCACUCGUGGGCUAGCUGAGUGGGGUGCCAGCGUCAUGAGGGUCACGGCACCGCACGUGCCUGAUGCCUCCCAACUUCAUCCUGACCUGCACUGGGGAAAAUGGAAUGCUCAUCUCGAUCUGCGCCACGAACAAGACCGGGAGAUCCUGAAGGGCCUGAUUUUGGAAGCCGACGUGGUAGUUCAGGGUUACAGACCUGGUGUCAUGGAGAAGUACGGUUUCGGUUGCGCUGAUAUCAUUCAGCUUUGCAAGGAUCGCGAACGCGGUAUCAUCGUCGCGAGGGAGAACUGCUAUGGUUACCACGGACCUUGGUCCUUCCGGUCAGGCUGGCAGCAGAUCUCAGACGCCAACUCCGGUGUGUCCAUGGAGUUCGGGCGAGCCAUGGGAAACGAUGAGCCCGUCACUCCCGUGCUUCCCAACUCGGACUACUGUACCGGCGUCGCCGGACUCUGCGGAAUUGUGGAUGCCAUCAUCCGUCGCGGCCAGAGGGGCGGUUCCUGGCAAGUAGACAUCGCACUGAAUUACUACUCGCAAUGGCUCGUCAAUUCGGUCGGAACAUACCCGCCUCAGGUAUGGGACCGCCUCUGGACGCAAAAUGGCCGGCCGGUCUUCCGCCACUACCACAACAUGUUCCAGAUCAUCCCAAGCUACAUGCGGCAGUUACGCGAGAAUUCGGCCGACAAGCUGUUCAAAGACGAGUUCUUUGUCGAGAGGGAGAGCGGCGCGAUUGGCAAGACGGUGCGGUUUGUAGCGCCCAUCUUGGCCUUUCCCGAGGGCAAGGUGAAACUGGGGUUCAAUGUGGGCACGAGAGGGAACGGGGUGGAUCAGCCGAGAUGGCCGGAUGAUUUGAUGACCGAGGUUGUUGUGUAGUCUGAUCCUGGAGGGACAGGGCUAGUUAUAUGGCCGCUGGCUCACGCCGCAAAUUAGAAUGAAUCAUAGCAUCAAUUGCCAGACCACCCAUGACCUUUCAACGUCGCUGAAGUCCCCUGUGGUACAGGUUCUGAGCCGGGAGUCGCUUACUGCCAACGCUGGUACAGAAUCGUGUCUUGAACAGGCAUAUAUCGGGUCUGUGGGGUCCCAAAUCUUGGACGAAACUGU